This is a messenger RNA of Panicum hallii, 2022 nucleotides long. RefSeq lists its product as uncharacterized. Gene Ontology annotation, cellular component: nucleus. The record is from RefSeq and is a predicted model, not a curated record. Lineage: Eukaryota; Viridiplantae; Streptophyta; Magnoliopsida; Poales; Poaceae. Gene Ontology annotation, biological process: DNA replication; DNA repair; DNA recombination. The coding region runs from base 490 to 1605 and encodes 371 amino acids. The transcript is spliced from 11 exons. Gene Ontology annotation, molecular function: DNA binding.
CACGGCCGCAGCAGCUCAGCUGCCCAGUAGCUCCGCACGAACAGCUCCAUUUUCGCUAUUCUGAUCGGCAAGACAUGCUACGCAGAGGCCUCCAUCCCUCCACCAGAAAGAAAGCUUAGGGUUAGUUAGGGAUGAGGACAACCUUGAGCCCCCAGGCCAAAACGGGUUCAUCGCAAGGUCCUUUGUCUCGGCUAACCCGCGGAAAUCACGGAAGGAUCAAAGUCCGGGUGCGCGUCUCCAGGAUCUGGGUGGCCUUCAAUCCAAAUACUGGCACGGAGUUCGGUCUCGACUGCCUCCUGAUCGAUGAGGAGGGUGUAACUAUGCAAGCUCGUGCAUUCGACAGCGGACAUGAAGCGGCUCAAAGACCAGCUAGUUGAAGGGAAGGUGUACGCCUUAUCAGAUUUUAAAGUAGUCCCAAGGCAGCAGGACUACAUGGCCUGUAGGAAUAGCUUGAUGAUUCACAUGAGGCAACAGUGGUAGAUGAGAUAGAUGACAGCACAUGUUCUUCGAUACCUCCCCAUAGCUUUGAGUUUGUUGAUUUCGAAGAUGUUCCUGCGAGGAAUGGCAACAAACGCUUCUUUACAGAUAGUAUCCAUUGAAGGCGUGGGGGAGGCUUGGAAGUGGAAAAUUUGGCGUAACAUACCUUUCCAUAACAUAUGUUUACACGAUUUAAGGGGAAGGAAAUUGAAUGUUGCGCUGUUCGGAGAUCUUGGUCGAAAUUUCGAUGCAGAGCUGGUUUCCAUGCAAGGCAGAAAAGCCCCAAUUUUUGCUGUUUUUGCAGGGAUGCUCGUUCGAUGGUACAAGGGCAAAGGAUUUACAGUUUGCUCAACAUCAACUUCAAAGUACUACUUGGAUUUGGAUAUACCACAGGUGCAAGAGUUCCGUGCAAGUUUGACAGAUCCACAUAAACCGAUCCAUCUCCUCCCGUGUCAGCCGAGCACCACAUUUUUGCGCAGGGCCACCUUGAAAGGCAUAGACUGCACCAAAGGUUGGUUUUAUUGGUCAUGCUUUCACUGCAAAUGGUCGAUCCGUGGGGAUGGAAUCAAUUCCUUGUGCAUCCAAGGUUGCCCGAAAAUUCCACCGCCUGUUCCACGGUACAAGCUGAAUGCAGUGAUGGAAGACACGACAGGUGCUAUGGACGUCAUGAUUUUUGAUGACCAAGCACAAGAGCUUAUUGGUGCUGCAGCGGAGGAGCUCGUUCGAGAGGUUACAGGCGAAGACAUUUCAGCUGUUCUUUGUUCCCACCAGAGCCACGCCUUCGUACUUGCUGCUGACAAUGGGUGCUUUGUGGUGAAGCACAUCCUGAACGACGAUGGGCUGCAGCUCAUUGGUUCAGCUCAGGUGGCAGCAGGAGGUGGCCCUCUCCUGUCAGAGGAAGAGGGCUCUUCUAUAUCCUACGAGUCCAGUCCUGUAAAAAUUGUAAAGGAGAAGAUGGUGGAUGAAGAAGAGAGUGAAGCAGGAGGUGGUUGUGAAUUGCCACAGGGCGGGAACUCUCCUGCAUCCUGCAUUUCCAGUUCACCAGUGAAAAAGGAGAAAAUGACGAUUAAAGAAAAAGAAGAGAGGGAACCAAAAAGGCAGAAGAUCGCCAAACGCAAUGAAGCUUAGCAGACAGAUGCAGAAUGACCCCCUUUCUGCAGCCAUCAACAACAUAUCAUCUAGAAGAAUAAGACGUGUACAUGGUUAGUCAGAUCGUCGAAGUACAACGUAUCUGCCGCAGUUAUGGAAGUAUCCUUUGUGAAAUUAGAACUGUUCUACCCUGUACAUAUUCCUUGCAAUAGCCAUCGAGACCCUAAUGUAGCAGCAUCUCCUGCAAACAGCACUGCUAUAGUCUGUCAGAAACUGCAGAGCUGGAGCUGGAUCGAUCCUUUUGCCGCAUGGUUCAGUGUAAAUCUUGUUGCUAAUCGUGUGACGUCGUAGUAUCAAAGUCACGUUAUUAAUUAUGUAAUGCUAGUAGUCUGAACUAUGAUGCACCUUUCUUGGAGAUCAGGAUCUGAUACUGUGGUGCAUAUGUAUUCUUUUGAA